Athene cunicularia (burrowing owl) is the source of this 1707-nucleotide messenger RNA. RefSeq names its product polyamine oxidase (gene PAOX). Gene Ontology annotation, molecular function: polyamine oxidase activity. The transcript is spliced from 5 exons. Lineage: Eukaryota; Metazoa; Chordata; Aves; Strigiformes; Strigidae. Bases 185 to 1552 code for a protein of 455 amino acids. The record is from RefSeq and is a predicted model, not a curated record.
CUGUACGGCGGCGGGAGCCGCGCCCGAACGCGGGUAGCACGGAGGGGGACUGGGGCAGGCGGUUCCGCUGGCUCCAGCUGUUUUGGGGCGUACACAGGGUUGGGUGGUCCUGGCACACGUCUGCCUCGGGGUGACCCCCCCUCCCCUUGCUCCCUCCCUCCCCACAGCGUCGGGGCUGGCGGAGAUGGGGGCGCACUGGAUCCACGGCCCCUCGCCAGGGAACCCCAUCUUCCGCCUGGCCACCAGCUACGGCCUGCUGGGCCCGGAGGCUGCCCGCGAGGAGAACCAGCGGGCUGAGGCGGGGGGCCACCCCCCGCUGGCCUCGGUCACCUACAGCAGCUCCGGGAGGGCGCUGAGUCCCCAGGUGGUGAGCGAAGCUCGUGACCUCUUUGACACCCUCCUGGCCUCUGCCCGUGCUUUUCGGGGGGCUGAGGAGCCACCGGCACUCAGCGUGGGGCAGUACCUGCGGGCAGAGAUCGCCCGGAGGGUCCCCACUUCGGCAGGGGGCAAGGACGCAUGGCGGCUGCAGCUGGCCAUCCUCGCUGCCUGCCUCAAGCUGGAGUGUUGCAUCAGCGGGACCCACAGCAUGGACUUGGUGGCCCUGGAACCCUUUGGGGAGUACGUCUCCCUGCCCGGCCUGGACUGCACCUUCCCAGGCGGCUACAGCAGCUUGCCUGAUCGCAUGCUCUCGGCUCUGCCGGAGGGUGUCCUCCUGCUCAGCAAGGCCGUGAGGACCAUCCGGUGGAGAGGGUCCUUCCACGAGGAAGGGGAUGAGGCACGGGAUUUCCCCGUCCAGGUGGAGUGCGAGGAUGGAGACACCUUCCUCGCCGACCACGUCAUUGUCACCGUCCCACUGGGUUUCCUCAAGGAACACCACCAGAACUUCUUCCAGCCUCCCCUGCCCGAGCGGAAAGCAGAGGCCAUUCGCCGCCUGGGUUUUGGCACCAACAACAAGAUCUUCCUGGAGUUUGAGAAGCCCUUCUGGGAACCCCAGCAGCAGCUCCUCGAAGUGGUGUGGGAGGAUGAGUCACCCCUCGAGGAGUGCAGCGCUGACCUGGAGGCCAACUGGUUCAAGAAGCUCAUUGGCUUUGUGGUCCUCCAGCCGCCGGAGCAGUACGUGACGGGAGGAUCAGUAAAGGGGCAUCAUGGCCAGGAGGGAUUUGGGCAUCUUCCAGGCGAUGUGAAGGAGCAUCUCGGUCCCAUCUGGAGCUUCAAAACCUUCCCUGGGUCACUGGUGGCCCAUGAGGCAGCGGUGCUCCUGGGGCAGGGAGGGCACGGUGAGCAGCAGGAGGGCAGCAGGCAGCUCUCAGGCCCCAUCUUCCCUCCCCAGGCACGGGCACGUCCUCUGCGGCUUCAUCGCAGGGAAGGAGUCGGAGUACAUGGAGACCCUGAGCGAUGCGGAGGUGCUCGGCACCAUGACGCGCGUCCUCCGCACACUGACAGGGAACCCGUGCUUGCCUGCUCCCAGGAGCGUGCUGAGGUCCCAGUGGCACAGUGCUCCCUACACCCGGGGCUCCUACAGCUACGUGGCCGUCGGCAGCUCAGGGGAUGACAUUGAUGUGCUGGCUCAGCCCCUGCCCGAGGACCCAGAGGAUCCCAGGCCUCUGCAGCUCCUCUUCGCCGGCGAGGCCACUCACCGCACCUUCUACUCCACCACUCACGGGGCCCUGCUGUCGGGCUGGCGAGAGGCUGACCGGCUCAACCAGC